UACUCCGGCUGCAUGUUCAAACUUGACGACAGCAGCAACAACAACAACCACCACAACAGCUGGUUUAUGACAUCAUGAACGACACACAUCCUUCACACACCCACUGCUAAUUGCUUUUGCUAUAUAUCACUAAUUCACUCCUCAUUUUAUCAUUACACAUUAAAGGUUCCACUCACACUUGCUGCUCUCUCUCAUCAAACUUCAAUUAUUUUUACUUGUUUCCUGUUAUUUAAUAUAUUUCUAGUUUCUCAACUGAUUUCCCCCUCAACCUUCAAAUCGCAGCUAAAAAAAUUUGAAAUUGUUUAACUGAGAAACUUUUCCAUGUUUUUAUUAUUUCCCAACUUAGUAAUAUUUCUGUGUUGGUAUUGUCAGCUGGGGCAUGUAUAAACACGACACCACCGGUCACUGGUUUAUCUACUAUAUUUUAUAAGACAAACAACACCAGUCUGAACCUAUUCUCUCUCUCUCUACACCAAAUAGUUGUCUUUAUUAUCUAAAGAGGUGGCAGCAUUACGAUCGCCACUCGCCUCAGCUUGCUUCUUGGAAUCGGAUUUGCUCAGACAAGAAUGACACCAGAUCACUAAUCACUAGUUCCGUACCUCAGUGGAGAAUAGGGAAAAAAUAGUUGUUUUGAAAAAAGACUGUAAAAAACAAAUCUCCAACAAGAAAGCAGCUUCUGUUGUCACUUUUUUGGUCGACCGUUAACAUAUGAAACUUCGUCUUUUGACGGUGCAGCUGAGAUAUUCAGGGGUUCUGUGACCCUUAGCCUAACUUCUUUGCAAGUACACAUCCAUCGUCUUAAGAAUGCCUGGGGUUGCCAAAUCUACUCGCAGUGUUGGUAUUGGAGUAAACCUGCUCCCUCGAGCGAUAAUUACAUCCUACUAUGUGAAAGAUCUCUGUGGUGUCAUGGAAAACCAUCUAGCUGAUGACCAUCAGAAACUGUUACCAGCAGAAGGUAGCUCUGUUUCUACACCAACAGCAGAGACUGCCUCUCAACAGAGACUAUUACCAACAGAUGGCAGUUCAGUCACAUCUUCAGCAGUGUCAGACUCUCAACAGAGACUGUUACCAGUAGAGGGCAGUUCAGUUUCCACGACAACAUCUGGGGCAGCCUCAUCAGCGGAAAAACCAAACUCGACCAAACUUUAUCCCAAACCAGAAUUCUUGAAACUGCUUCAGUCUGUUGGUGCAACAGGGAAAGCUUUUAGCAUGUCUGAGAUUAUUCGUUACUUGAAGAAAUACAUAUCAUCCCACAUGUUGUAUGAUCCUCUCAAGCCCUGGUUGGUUCACUGCAGUAAUGAUAAAUUGGGCAAAGUUUUUCGUCGCAAUCAUUUCACCGUUGUUGAUGUCAGAGGUCUGCUUUACCAAAAUGUUACAUUUUCAAAUAAAUCAAACAGUUUUAACAGCAAUGAGGAGGACUCCUGUGACAGUGAUGCCACGGAAAUCCUUGAUGUUAGUAAAUCUGACUCAGAACACACAUCACCACAAAUGAUGUUACCACGUGAUGAUGUUAUCACAAGUUCAACAUCAGAACCAGUCAAUCUUGGCCAAAACUCUUCACCAUUGUACAGUGUGAAACCAUCUUUUCUGGAGAUUCUCCAUGUUGCUGGUGCCAAGGGCUAUAUGUUUACAGAAAAAGAGAUCUUUAGAUAUUUAAAACAUUAUAUUUGGUCGCGGAAAUUGUUUGAUCCAGAACAACCUUGGAUUUUCCUAUGUCGCAAUGACAGAUUAGCAGAUGUAUUUAAAUUAGAAAAAUUCAUAAUUUAUGAUGUUCCAUCUCUUAUUGCCAAAUAUGGAAUAGAAAGCCCAGAAUAUCGUCCAAAACUCACAAAAAGACUGAACAGUGAAGAACUAAAAGAAAUGCUAGAUACAAAUAGCCGUCUGACUUCUCAUUCUUCUGCUCCUGGCCAAAUGCAAUCUACACCUUCGGACAUUACCAGUAGCACCUCAGAGACCACGACCACACAAACAAGUUCUUCAUUAUUAGAAGAGUCGUUGAGGGCUUCAACCAGCUGUUCCCCAUCGACCAGCUUUACCUUGACUCUGGAAGUGAAUAAUGAAAAUGAAGUAUUGAGUAUUGAAAGUGAAGACCCAGUGGAAGAUGUCUAUGUAGAGUAUGAAGUUAUGUCCAAUACAUCAAGUGUUCAAGCCUCCGACAGUGAAGACGAACAACCACAAGUAGCUAUGGACAUGUUGGUGAUAUGUCAAGACAGUGAUAUGGAAUUCUGGGCUGAUCUCAGUGAAAAUGGCUCUGACUCUGAUGUGGAGCUAUCUGAAGCUGACAAAUGGUGCUGCUCCAAAUGUCAUGCUUAUAAUUCUCCUAUACAUCGACUCUGUGAUAUAUGUUGGACCAUACGGCCUGGCUGGCUCCCUAAUUACGACAGUCAGAAGAAUUCAAAUGAAGAUACAGAAUCUACUGAUGAACUUACCAAUUGUGGGGAAAGUGGCGUGAACGUGAAAACUGAGAAGUCAUCGACAUCAGAUGACUAUCCAAUAGAUAAAGUGUGUCAAAUUCGCAAUACCCUGUCUAAUAUUUGUUAUUACUCAGAAACAGAUAUUCCAGCACGAAGAACACGAAACCAAACUGGCAGCAGGAAAAGACGAUUAACAUCUGAAUCCGAAGAGAGUGAUAUAUCUGGUAAAAUACGGCGUUUAACUUCACCAGAGAAACUCCCUACACCAGGAGUGUGUUUGAUAUGUUCACAAAACCCAAGGGAUGCUUCUUUAAUACAUGGUACCUCUGGUCACCAGAUUUGUUGUCUCACAUGUGCAAAGAAAUUAAAACGUAAAGGGCACAAAUGUCCUAUUUGUCGGCGCACUAUUCAAAAAGUUGUCCGAAAUUAUUUGACAUGAAACACUAACAAAUUAUCAUUUUGGCUGUGAUUUAUAGAAUUUAUAUUCAUCCAAUCUAGAUAUUUACCUGACCAAAUUGUUUAAUGUUUCCUUCAAUUGGGUACAUCUUGCUAAGGUUAUUUAUUUCUAUCUUCUGCUCAUCUCAGUACAACACAUUGAUGACUUUUCAAAACAAUUUUUUUACCAAAACAACAAAAAUUAUUUAUAUGAAGAAAAAAAAUUGAACAUACAGCAAAAAUAUUCUCCCUCCCCAUAAAAUUUGAAAAAAUUGUUUAAUAAUAAAUAGUGAUAUAUUGACACUUAGAUCAUAUCAUAAAUGAGGUCAUUCACUGCUAUAACAUUGAAGUAAUGUGUUAUAUUGAUAAACUCCUAUAAGUAUAUGAUACCAGAUCUAUGCACUGCUGAAGUCAUGUAUUAUAGAUGUCUUUAUCAGACAGAUUUUAAUACAUUUUUAUUCUGCAACUGAGACCAAAAUUCUGUUCAAAAUUGUUUUCCCUCUCUACCAUAUUGAAUCUGGGACCAAAAUAAAGAAACAUGCAUAUAACAGUGUUACAAACUCUCUUGCUUCAAACAAGUAGUAUUACAAAGAUGCUCGUUAAAACUUUUGAAAUAUUCUACAAGACUACCCACAGAAUCAUUGUAUAUACAACCCGGCAUAUAAUAUUACCAGAUUGGACACAAUUAAUUUAAGAAUAACCCCUCCACACACAAACCACACUCUAUUGUCCUCCCCUUUGAAAUAUUCUUCAAAUUUUUUAAAGAAUUUCUUUCCAAAUGUCAUUUAAUGAAGAAUUUUUAUUUCACUGUCCAUAAACAGAAUGUUUCUAGAAAUGUCAGCCCUUUAUUAUUUAUAAAAAGAACUUGU
This is a messenger RNA of Octopus sinensis (East Asian common octopus), 3718 nucleotides long. RefSeq names its product E3 ubiquitin-protein ligase Mdm2. The transcript has 17 exons. Lineage: Eukaryota; Metazoa; Mollusca; Cephalopoda; Octopoda; Octopodidae. Gene Ontology annotation, cellular component: nucleus. Gene Ontology annotation, biological process: negative regulation of apoptotic process; regulation of cell cycle. Bases 805 to 2853 code for a protein of 682 amino acids. The record is from RefSeq and is a predicted model, not a curated record.